GACCUAGACAAGAGAAAGGUCUUACUCGCAGAAAUAAGUAAAGAAAGUAAAGCUAUAAAACUGAAAGUGGUAGUCUGUGAAGCCGAAGAUGAGUCGUUGAAUUCUUGUGAUCAAAGCCUUGGUGGCAAAAUUGAUAUUGUUAGAGUUGGACAAAGUAUUCUGGAACAGUUAAAGGAGAAGGUCAAGGACAAUGAUGUUGCAAAUAUGAAGCACAUUAGAGGCAAAUUGUGGAACAAUAGUUGUAAUGUAAAUGAUGAAGCCCCAAAAGAUAUUGAUCAUGAGAUCGAUAAUGUUGAUAAAAUGGUUAAAGAUAAUGUGGAUAUUAGACACAUGGAUUUUGAUGGAAGGAAAAAUUAG
Molecule: messenger RNA, 357 nt
Organism: Racocetra persica
Lineage: Eukaryota; Fungi; Glomeromycota; Glomeromycetes; Diversisporales; Gigasporaceae
Source: the annotation of a GenBank genome assembly